This is a messenger RNA of Anoplopoma fimbria (sablefish), 1947 nucleotides long. It is a transcript of the gene clip3, whose product is annotated as CAP-GLY domain containing linker protein 3. Gene Ontology annotation, biological process: cytoplasmic microtubule organization. Gene Ontology annotation, cellular component: cytoplasm; nucleus; microtubule plus-end. The transcript is spliced from 14 exons. Lineage: Eukaryota; Metazoa; Chordata; Actinopteri; Perciformes; Anoplopomatidae. The record is from RefSeq and is a predicted model, not a curated record. Bases 1 to 1947 code for a protein of 648 amino acids. Gene Ontology annotation, molecular function: microtubule plus-end binding.
AUGACUAAAGAGGAGAACCUGGAGGUCCAGGAGAAGGAGAGGCACGACCGGGAGGAGCAGGAGGAAGGGAAGGUCCAGAAAGAGGAGGAGGAGGUACUGACUGAGGAGGAGCAGGAGGGGGAAGAGGAGGAGGAAGAAGAGGAGGAAUAUGAGCUAGAAGAGGAGAAGGAGGGGGAGGAGAAGGCAGAGGUGGAGGAGGAGGAUGAGGAGCAGGAGGAGGAGGAGCAGGAGGAGAGAGAGGAGCGGGGAGAAGAGGAGGAUCCACUGGCCGGUCGGGAGUGUGAUGCCGAUCCAGAGCCCGAGCCUCUGUCAGUGUCCGAGUAUCAGAGUCCAGUUCACGAGCCACGCCGCCGAGCCAUGACGCACUCCUCCGCCCAGGCACCGCUCCCCAAAGACUACACCUUCACCUUCUUCGACCCCAAUGACCCGGCCUGUUUAGAGAUCCUCAUGGAUCCUCUGACCACCAUCCCGGAGCUGUUUGCUAUCGUGCGUCAGUGGGUUCCCCAGGUGCAGCACAAGAUCGACAUCAUCGGCAACGAGAUCCUGAAGCGUGGUUGCCAUGUGAACGACCGCGAUGGUUUGACCGACAUGACACUGCUUCAUUACAGCUGUAAAGCUGGAGCACAUGGAGUCGGUGACCCGGCGGCCGCGCUGCGUCUCAGCAGCCAGCUGAUUGCUCUGGGAGCCGACCCGAGUCUGAGGAGCCGCUGGACCAACAUGAACGCUCUGCACUAUGCCGCUUACUUCGACGUCCCAGAACUGAUCCGAGUCCUGCUCAAAGCCACUAAACCCAGAGUGUUGAACUCCACCUGCAGUGAUUUCCACUAUGGCACAGCCCUCCACAUCGCUGCCUCCAACCUCUGUCUGGGUGCAGUCAAAUGUCUCCUAGAGCACGGAGCCAACCCCAUUGUCCGGAACGAUAAGGGCCAGGUUCCAGGGGAGGUGGUCCCCGACCCCAUGGACAUGAGUCUGGACAAGGCCGAGGCCGCCAUGGCGGCCAAGGAGCUGAAGAAGCUGCUCCUGGACGCCGUCCCUCUGAGCUGCAACCUUCCCAGAGCCACGCUUCCCAACUACGACAACAUCCCAGGAAACCUGAUGCUGACCUCGCUGGGGCUCAAGCUGGGGCAGCGUGUGAUGCUGGACGACAUGAAGCUCCAGAGAGACCAGAGCAGAGACGACAGCCCGCCUGCAAACCUCAGACAGUCCGGCACUCUGAGGUUUUGUGGCACUACAGAGUUCGCCAGCGGCCAGUGGGUUGGCGUGGAGCUCGACGAGCCAGAGGGAAAGAACGAUGGCAGUGUUGGCGGCGUCCGCUACUUCAUCUGCCCUCCUAAACUAGGCAUUUUUGCCCCUGUCUCAAAGAUUUCCAAAGCCGUGGAUCAGGCACCUUCAUCUGUCACCUCCACACCCAGAACCCCCCGUAUGGACCUGGCCUCUCGCCUCACCGGGAAGACCAAGAAGGAGAAAGAGAAGAAGGAGAAGCAGAGAGAGAAAGCCCAGAAGAAGAAGGCGUCAGUAGCCAGUCUGGAUCCGGAAGGACUGAACGUGGAAGUUGGAGACCAGGUUCUAGUGGCCGGACAGAAACAUGGCAUUGUCCGCUUCUACGGCAAGACCGACUUCGCCCCAGGUUACUGGUUCGGUAUCGAGUUGGAUCAGGCCACAGGAAAACACGACGGCUCUGUGUUUGGAGUCCGCUACUUCAGCUGCCUGCCAAAAUAUGGAGUGUUUGCUCCGCCCUCCCGGGUCCAGAGAAUCGGAGGCCCUAAAGAAGGCUCCCAGAAUGACAACUCCAUGGUGAAGAAAGUCCACCAAGUCACCAUGUCACAGCCGAAGCGUAACUUCAACACAAUGCGUUCUCCUAAAGACCUGACGUCUGAGAACUCCAUAUCCAGGUUACUGUUCUGCUGUUGGUUUCCGUGGAUGCUGCGUGCUGAGAUACCGUCCUAA